GACCUUCUCUUCUUUUGAGUUUCGGACUCGUCCGAAUAGCGCUGUCUCGGGCUCAUUGUUCCGUCGCUGCGCGGAGGAGUGAUGGUGUCCAUGGUGCGGGUGAGAGCAGCAAAGCUGGCGCUCUGACGAAGCUUCGGCGAGGUGUAACGCGGAUCGGUCGUGUAGGCGCGGGAUGGGGAUGGACGUUGCGGAGGACGAGAGGAGGAGGAGUGGAGGUGAGAGUUGUUAGUGGAGUGAGUAGCCUGAAUGUUACUGUAAACGGCGGCGGCGUCGAAGGAGAAGGGACGAGUUUGGCGACGGGUGAAUGUUGGUGUAAGCAUGGGCAGAGUCGACGGGGUUGGAGGAGAGGAUGUGGUUGUUGUUGUUGUUGUUGAAGUCGGAGGGGACACGGCGGGUGGGUCCAGCAGAAGAGGGUUGGUGGUGGGUGUAGUGGUGGGUGUGGUUGUGGUUGUGGUUCUGGUGGUUCUGGUGGUGGUGGUGGUGGUAGUAGUGAGGGUGGUUCUGGGUCUGGGUCUGGGUCUGCUGGUGCUGGAACUGGCUCUGGUGCUGCGGAAGCGGGCUAGCUAUGACGGGGCUCGGGGCAGAAGGAGAGCGGCUAUUAGGGUCCAGGGAUCCGGGGAAAUGUGCAAUCGGAGGCUUCUUGGACAGUUUCCUGGGUUUCUGCGAGUGCGAGGAUGCGGUGGAGGACAGCGAAGAAGAAGAGUCGGCCAUGAUGUGUGUGUGGAUGUGAAUGAAGCUGGCCCAGCAGUCCUGAAGCGACGGGGCUGCUUGGUCCAGACAGCGACGGCGGCACUGACACUGACUGACUGACUGACUGACUGACUGACAGGCCGUGUCCAGUUGGUACGACAGCGGACAAGGCGAGUGGAGACUGAGUGAGUGGACAGUUGGUGCGGCCUGCAAAUGGAUCUAAUCAAUCAACUGGAAA
Molecule: messenger RNA, 928 nt
Organism: Pseudovirgaria hyperparasitica
Lineage: Eukaryota; Fungi; Ascomycota; Dothideomycetes; Acrospermales; Acrospermaceae
Exons: 2
Coding region: 319-810 (163 amino acids)
Source: RefSeq, a predicted model, not a curated record